Messenger RNA from Tetranychus urticae (two-spotted spider mite), 1402 nucleotides. Its product is annotated as cilia- and flagella-associated protein 36. NCBI's taxonomy places the organism in Eukaryota, Metazoa, Arthropoda, Arachnida, Trombidiformes, Tetranychidae. The record is from RefSeq and is a predicted model, not a curated record. Gene Ontology annotation, cellular component: ciliary base; axoneme.
AUUGUCACUACAACUUUGAUAAAUUUUGCUUCACAAUAUUCAAUAGCUGAUAUCAUCGUACAUUCAAUUCGUGUUUCAGCUCAAACAUUGGUAACAAAAGUGGUAAACAGGUCAUGGAAGCUGAAACGAGCUGGGUUCUUGACUCACUCGUUGGCUUCCUUCAAGGGCCAAUCUGGAAUAUUCCGAUUAAUAGUUUCAUCGAGCAGCGUUCAAUAGUUUUUGAGCCUGAAUACGACGAGGAAAAAUACAAGGAAACCAAAGAUGAAAGAGAAGCUGAAUAUCGUAAAAUUUUUGAGGAAUAUGGUAUUCUAGUUGAUCGAUUAUUGAGUGCCCAUAUGGAGGAUCUUUCAAUUACAUUGGAACAAUUUGAAGAAGCUUGUCAUAAUGCAAAAGGAAGUUUAGGAGCAAAAUUUCAACAAACAUUAUUUGAACAAAUCUGGGCUGCUAAUGAUUAUGAUAUAUUUCGAGCCUUGAUGGUUAAACGUAACAUUGAGCUCAACUUACAAGCCAUGAAUAUACUGACAACCUCUUUGAGUCACCUGAGCUCCGAUGAUGCUGCAAAAACAAUAAGUUUUCUUAUCGACGAUGAUUCACUGUUGGAACAGGUAAUGAAAUUAUCACUGGAGGAAGCUCGAGAAGAACAGGAUGCAUUGGAUGAGACAGUUAAAGAGGAUGUGCUUCGCAUUGCUAUAGAAGAGAAAGAUCGAUUGGAAGCUGAGAGAGCAAAAGAACAGAUCAAAUUGGAUCGAGCAUUGAAAAGAGUAAUGAAUGGCAACACGGCUGAACUUGCAGAGGAUCUAGAUAAACCAGCUGAGGGGCAAUCUGGUAAAAACAAUGAAGAUGACGAUGAUGGAGUUGAAAAUAAUCUUGAUGUAAAAGUGAAAAAUCAAAGUGUAAACAGGGCUGGUUAUAAAUCGCUAAAGACUGAAGAUGAUGAAGAUGAAAGGAAACAAAACGAACUCGCAAACGAAGGUGAAGAUGAAGAGAUUGAUGAUAUAAAAGAAGCUCUGCUUAAGCCAAAAGGACCAACCAUCAAUCCAGAAGAGAUUAAAGCUCGCCAAGAGUAUUUGAGACGUCGAAGAGAUAAAAUUAUUGAGACCAAAAGGAAAGAACGACAACGACAGGUAGAACAGUUGGAAGAAACUGAAAUCAAAGAGAAAAGACCCAAAUCGGCAAAAGCAGUUAAAAGUGUUUUAAGGGAAGUUGAAGAUGAUGUGACAGAAGAGGAUAAAGGGUUGAGUUUUCGUCGCUCACUUGCAGCCAAGUUGAAAGCUGAAGUAAUUGAGAAGAAGAAAUGAUCUAUGACAGUUCAAAUGCAUACCAUCAGGUCAUUAAAGUAAGCAACUGUACUUCUGAUUUUAUUCAUAAUUUUGGUUUAAUAAAAAAUCUUUCCAGUAUUUAA